UUUCGUGGACCUUUGAGGCCCACGCCCCACGGCCCACGCACAGCCUCAACCUGUCGCCUGUUGGCUGUCGGGUCAUUCUCCAUUACUGUCUUCGACUCUCCACGCAACUCAUUUUUUGUUGAUAUUGGGAACCCAAUCGUCUGCUGCCUUAGUUGUUCUUCAGUGCCACUGCGUAGUUUUGGAAUUCAUUUAUUUUUAUUUUAUUUUAUCAAAUUCAUACUCCUAUUCUGGUCUCAUUCUCUCUUAAAUUUGUCGUUUUUUUUUUUAAGAAAUUUUUAAUUUUUGAAAUUUGUUGCUGCAAGAGGGCGUGAAAUUGCCCCCAAAGGGGGGGGGGGGGGGGGGGGGGUGUGUUUCCGCGUGCAAAUAAUUAAUUUUGGACAGUUGGGUUUCUUGAUGGGUACUGCGUCUGCUCAGUACCCAGUUAGCAUCAGUGCGCAUUUUCAUGGAAGAUUGAAGGUUUCACCUCUUGGGUUGGAUUUCUCAAGUUUCAGUUGCCCUUCCAAUUGGGGAUCUUCAAGAGUGAACUUGUACCCAGCUUCUGCUCCCAAGGCAAAUUUUGGUCGGAUAUUUUCUCAUCCAAAUGAUGGUUUCUUUCCAGGAAAAGCCCCAACACCCAUUCUUGAUAUGGUUGACAAUCCUAUUAACUUGAAGAACUUUUCUCUUAAGGAACUAAAACAAUUAGCUGAUGAAAUCCGUUCAGAGUUAUCUUUUAUAAUGUUGAAAACCCAAAAACCCUUGAAAGCCAGUCUGGCAGUGGUGGAGCUAACAGUUGCAAUGCACCAUGUUUUCCAUGCUCCAGUAGACAAGAUAUUGUGGGAUGUGGGCGAACAAACAUAUGCUCAUAAAAUUCUCACAGGAAGGCGGUCCCUAAUGCUUACACUUAGACGAAGGAAUGGUCUUUCAGGUUUCACAUCUCGCUCUGAGAGUGAAUAUGAUGCAUUUGGUGCAGGUCAUGGAUGCAACAGUGUCUCUGCUGGACUAGGUAUGGCAGUUGCAAGGGAUAUCAAAGGGAAAAAGGAACGCGUAGUAACUGUGAUCAGCAAUGGUACAACCAUGGCUGGUCAGUUGUAUGAGGCAGCAAGCAAUGCUGGAUAUUUGGACUCGAACAUGGUAGUGAUUCUAAAUGAUAGCCGUCAUUCUCUACAUCCAAAGCUUGAGGAGGGCUCCAAGACAUCAAUUAAUGCCUUAUCUAGUACUUUAAGCAAGCUUCAAUCAAGUAAAUCUUUCCGGAGAUUUAGAGAAGCUGCUAAGGGUGUUACUAAAAGAAUUGGUAAGGGUAUGCAUGAAUUGGCUGCUAAAGUUGAUGAGUUUGCACGUGGUAUGAUGGGUCCAUUGGGAUCUACUCUUUUUGAAGAGCUUGGGUUAUAUUAUAUUGGCCCCAUUGAUGGACACAAUAUUGAAGACUUAACUUGUGUUUUGAAAGAAGUUGCAUCUUUGGAUUCAAUGGGACCUGUGUUGGUUCAUGUUAUAACAGAGGAAGAUCUGGCAGUAGCUGAGAAUAAUCAAAGGAGAGAGAUAACAAAGAAACAUCAAGAAAGUUCAUGUAACUCUGAUUCAUUAUCCUGUAAUAUUUGCCCUCGAACAUACAGCGACUGCUUUGUGGAAGCUUUGGUUGUGGCAGCGGAGAAGGACAAAGAUAUUGUGACUGUUCAUGCAGGAAUGGAAAUGGAACCACCAUUGCAAUUAUUUCAGGAAAAAUUUCCAGACAAGUUUUUUGACGUGGGUAUGGCUGAGCAACAUGCAGUUACAUUUUCUGCUGGCUUGUCAUGUGGAGGAUUGAAGCCAUUUUGUAUAAUACCUUCUGCUUUUCUGCAGAGAGCUUAUGAUCAGGUCAUUCAUGAUGUGGAUCAACAGAGAAUCCCGGUCCGUUUUGUGAUUACUAGUGCGGGAUUGGUAGGUUCUGAUGGUCCAAUGCACUGUGGAGCAUUUGACAUAACAUUCAUGUCAUGUUUGCCAAACAUGAUUGUCAUGGCACCAUCCAAUGAGGAUGAGCUCGUUCGCAUGGUAGCUACAGCAGCCCAAAUUGAUGAUAGUCCAGUUUGCUUCCGUUAUCCAAGGGGUGCCAUUCCUGGGACAAAAAGUUCUUCAUGCAAUGAUAUUCCCAUUGAGAUUGGAAAAGGGAAAGUUAUUAAAGAAGGUAGAGAUGUCGCCUUGCUUGGGUAUGGCAUUAUGGUUCAGAACUGCCUUAAAGCACAAAUCCUUCUUUCAAAGCUUGGCAUUGAGGUAACUGUCGCUGAUGCAAGAUUCUGCAAGCCCCUUGACAUCGAGCUUGUAAGGCAGUUAUGUGAAAAUCAUGAAUUUCUCAUUACUGUUGAAGAAGGUUCUAUUGGUGGGUUUGGAUCUCAUGUUGCCCAGUUCAUUGCACUAGAUGGACAACUUGAUGGAAGGAUAAAGUGGCGACCGAUUGUUUUACCAGAUGAGUACAUAGAACAUGCAUCACCAAAUGAGCAACUUGCUCUUGCUGGCCUGACUGGGCACCACAUUGCCGCAACGACAUUAAGUCUCCUUGGUCACACCCGUGAGGCCCUCCUUUUGAUGUGCUAGAAAUUUGAUUUCUUCUUUGUAUCUUGCAAAAAAGGAUGCAUUGAUCUUAGCUGUCUGUCGGGAAAAAGAAAUGGAUAAGGUGGGUCCAAGCUUAACGCCAGCGUUGUGUUCAGUGAUGUCUUGUAAUUGUUGCUAUAAUCUGUACAGUUGUUUUGAUUUGCUGCUGAUAUAUUUUAUGCAAAUAUUUGUUAAUGGUUUUGGUGGCACGCUGAAAAUACAACCUUGUGGGAUCAUUAAUUUGCUCAUCGCUGAUACGUUUGUACGCUAAAACUGGAGCAACAUAGAUUCUGAGGCACCUAAAGCUGUGUUUGGGAAUACAGAAUGGUAUCAGACAGUGUAAGGGUGACGAGAGAUUUUUAUUUUUUGGGGUUAAUGUGGAGUGACUAAGGACCUGUUUGGUAUCAUUUUGUUUUCUAUUUUUAUUUCUACAUAGUAAAGAAACAUAUUAUAAAAA
Molecule: messenger RNA, 2998 nt
Organism: Malania oleifera
Lineage: Eukaryota; Viridiplantae; Streptophyta; Magnoliopsida; Santalales; Ximeniaceae
Product: probable 1-deoxy-D-xylulose-5-phosphate synthase, chloroplastic
Exons: 10
Coding region: 394-2544 (716 amino acids)
Biological process (GO): terpenoid biosynthetic process
Molecular function (GO): 1-deoxy-D-xylulose-5-phosphate synthase activity
Source: RefSeq, a predicted model, not a curated record